Messenger RNA from Mesitornis unicolor (brown roatelo), 2789 nucleotides. RefSeq names its product lysosomal-trafficking regulator-like. The record is from RefSeq and is a predicted model, not a curated record. Lineage: Eukaryota; Metazoa; Chordata; Aves; Mesitornithiformes; Mesitornithidae. Gene Ontology annotation, cellular component: membrane; cytosol. Gene Ontology annotation, biological process: intracellular protein localization. The transcript is spliced from 19 exons. The annotation marks the transcript as partial. Gene Ontology annotation, molecular function: protein kinase binding.
AGCACGGGCAGAGCGAGUGCCCUGCGGCAGCAGUGGCGGCGGAUCCUGGUGUCCUGCAGGGACACGCUGCGCACACAGCUGGGGCGGCUGCUGGUGCACACCUUGGCUCCGGCCCGGCCGCUGCGGGACAGGAAGCAGGCGCUGGAGGUGGUGCCUGAGCUGAACCAGCAGGAGAUCCUGCGGGACUGUCUGAGCCCAACUUUGCAACAUGGACCCAAAUUAGUGCUGUAUUUAUGUGAGCUAAUGCACAAUCACGGUGAUGAAAUGACCAAGGAAGAGCAGAGAGCAGCAGCAGACUUGAUGAACACGUUAAAAUGCUGUGGCUAUAAAUGCAUUCCCCUCAGCCCGCGACCAAAACCAGACUUAAUAAAAGCUCUGAAAGAGGACCAGAAGAAAUACGAGCUGGAAGAAGGCGUGAACAAAGCUGCCUGGGAGAAGACGAUGGCCAACAACCGCCAGAAUCUCUUCCAACGUCUGGAGACAAAAUCUAAAGACAUUUCUAAAAUAGCUGGAGACAUCACACAGGCUGUGUCUCUGUCCCAAGGGAUGGAGAGGAAGAAGGUGAUCCAGCACAUCAGGGGGAUGUACAAGGCAGAGCUGAGCGCCAGCCGGCACUGGCAGGAGCUUGUCCAGCAGCUCACGCACGACCGAGCGCUCUGGUACGACCCAGUCUACUACCCAACGUCUUGGCAACUGGAUCCAACAGAGGGCCCCAACAGAGAGAGGCGCCGGCUGCAGAGGUGCUACCUGACCAUCCCCAACAAGUACCUGCUCCCGGACAGGCAGAAACAGGAGGGUGUGAUAAAAACUCCCUUGUCUUACCUGUUUGAAGACAAAACACAUUCCUCCCACUCCUCUACUGUAAAGGACAAAGCUGCAAGUGAACUUAUAAGAGUUAAUCGGAGAUGUAUAAGUGUAGCACCUUCUAGAGAGACUGCGGGGGAACUGCUGCUAGGCAAAUGUGGCAUGUAUUUUGUUGAAGACAACGCUUCAGACACAAUUGAGAAUUCAAGUUUUCAUGGAGAGACUGAACCAGCGUCGUUUUCGUGGACCUAUGAGGAGAUCAAGGAGGUUCAUAAGCGCUGGUGGCAGCUGAGAGACAACGCUGUGGAAAUAUUCCUGACAAAUGGCAGGACUUUGCUCUUGGCUUUCGAUAACACAAAGGUCCGUGACGAUGUGUACCACAACAUCUUAACUAACAACUUGCCAAACCUGCUGGAGUACGGGAACAUCACUGCCCUGACCCACCUCUGGUGCACAGGGCAGAUCACCAACUUCGAGUACCUGACGCACCUGAACAAACACGCGGGCCGUUCCUUCAACGAUCUCAUGCAGUAUCCCGUGUUUCCCUUCAUACUUUCUGACUACACCAGUGAAACGCUGGACCUAAAUGAUCCGUCGGUUUAUAGAAAUCUGGUCAAACCAAUAGCUGUGCAGUCUAAAGAAAAAGAGGAUCGCUAUGUGGACACUUACAAGUAUUUGGAGGAAGAGUACCGUAAGGGAGCCCGGGAGGAUGACCCGAUGCCCCCCGUGCAGCCCUAUCACUACGGAUCCCAUUAUUCCAACAGCGGAACCGUGCUUCAUUUCCUCGUUAGGCUGCCGCCCUUCACUAAAAUGUUUUUAGCCUAUCAAGACCAAAGUUUUGACAUCCCAGACAGAACUUUCCACUCCACCAACACAACCUGGCGCCUCUCUUCGUACGAGUCGAUGACUGAUGUCAAGGAGCUCAUCCCAGAGUUCUUCUACCUUCCUGACUUCCUAGUUAACAGAGAAGGUUUUGAUUUUGGAGUACGUCAGAACGGAGACAGAGUUAACCACGUCAAUCUUCCACCCUGGGCUCGCAACGACCCUCGUCUGUUCAUCCUGAUCCACCGGCAGGCAUUGGAGUCGGACCACGUGUCCCAGACGAUCUGUCACUGGAUUGACCUGGUGUUCGGUUAUAAGCAGAAAGGCAAGGCCUCUGUCCAGGCUAUUAACGUCUUCCACCCUGCAACCUAUUUUGGGAUGGAUGUUUCAGCUGUCGAGGAUCCUGUGCAGAGGAGAGCCCUUGAAACGAUGAUCAAGACCUACGGGCAAACGCCGCGGCAGCUGUUCCACGCAGCGCACGUCAGCAGGCCCGGCUCCAGGCUCAUCAUGGAGGGAGAGCUCCCUGCUGCCAUGGGGCUGCUGGUGCAGUUUGCCUUCAGGGAAACCAGGGAGCACACGAAAGAAGUCGUAUAUCCCAGCCCGUUACCGUGGAUAAAAGGCUUGAAGUGGGGGGAAUACGUUGGUUCCCCGAGCGCCCCGGACCCCGUGGUCUGCUUCAGCCAGCCGCACGGAGAGCGCUUCGGCUCGCUCCAGGCUCUGCCCACUAAAGCCAUCUGCGGCUUGUCCCGCAAGUUCUGCCUCCUGAUGAUCUACAGCAAGGAGCAAGGUGUGAGGAGCAUGCACAGCACCGACAUCCAGUGGUCGGCUAUCCUGAGCUGGGGCUACGCCGACAACAUUCUGCGGCUGAAGAGCAAGCAAAGUGAACCUCCCGUGAACUUCAUCCAGAGCUCACAGUUCCAUCAGGUAACAAGUUGUGCUUGGGUGCCUGACAGUUGUCAGCUCUUCACCGGUAGCAAAUCUGGAGUCAUCACAGCAUACAUGAACAGAUUCACUAGCAAUACGCCUUCAGAGAUAGAAAUGGAGUCGCAGGUCCACCUGUAUGGCCACACAGCAGAGAUAACAAGCCUGUUUGUGUGCAAACCAUACAGCAUAAUGAUCAGUGUCAGCAAAGAUGGAACCUGCAUCGUGUGGGACUUGAACAG